AAUUGGCCCACAAAAUGCAGCAACCAAAUGCGGCUUCUGGCGGCGAUAAUCUGCUUCCAUUGCGCGCCUGCAGCACGGCGGGAUGCAAAGUGGCCACCGUUGUGGACAAGACCAAGCGCAAGUGCUCACAGUUCGUCUCCUCGCCGUACAUAAUGUCCAAGCCACUGGUCGUCAAUGGGCACACAUCGAUCUUCCAGGUGGGCGGCGAGAUGGCCAAAAUGGGCGACAUUCCGUCGCUUUCGCAGAUGAGCGGCGGCGAUGGCGGCCAGCCCAUUUAUCGCAUCAAGCCGGGCACCCAUGCCCAUGUCAUCAACUAUGUGCUCAUCGACGAGGGAUCCGAUUCGCUGGAGAAGGCACGAUCCGGUGACCAGGAGUCCAUGCGUCGCCUGCUGGAAUCUCAGCGCGACAGUGCAGUUAGCAAGCUGCAGAAACUCAUCGCCAAUCACCGCGGUGUGCCGCCCACCACCCUCGUUACCCAUUCCUCGCCAGCGCCAGCACGUCCGGUGCCCUCAAUCUCAACUCCUGGUGGCACUUCUGUAAGCAGCGGCCAUGUAACAACGCCCCAGAUCCAUCCGGACUUCUCCAUUGCCAGCGUCGAGGGAGCCGUUCCAUUUGCCCGUGGAGUCCCGGCCUCAGUGGCUAGUCCUUCUGCUCCAGCUCCUUCAGCCGCUCCGCCAGCUGCCAGUGGACUACCGGUCGAAUCCGUGGAUCGCCUUCAGGCGGAGCUCUUCGAGCUGCGACGUAAGGUGGCCAGUCUGCAGGAGAGCCAUCGCCGCUAGAUGACCGACUUCCUUUCUUUCUGGAAGUUACUUAAGUUCUACCAAAUACGCUUGGGGCAACUAAUAGGGCCUUAGAUAUA
Drosophila takahashii is the source of this 859-nucleotide messenger RNA. RefSeq names its product Buddy of Hmr 2 (gene Boh2). NCBI's taxonomy places the organism in Eukaryota, Metazoa, Arthropoda, Insecta, Diptera, Drosophilidae. The record is from RefSeq and is a predicted model, not a curated record.